AUGGUUUUCACACUGAUCUUUACUUAUCCAAUAGCUUUGAUCUACAAAAAUUUCUUGCCCUCCAAUAACCCGAGUUUAAAACAUCUGUUUUCUAUCCUAUUCGCGAUCCUGGUGUUCUUUGGAAUAUUCGAUCUGGCCGACGCCUUUUAUACAAUCUUGUUCGAUUCUCUCUUGACAUACGGAAUAAUGUAUAGCAUUAAGGGCGUUUGGGGCCCAAGAUUAGUAUUCCUAUAUGCAUUGGGACAUCUGAGUAUAAGCCACAUACACCGUCAACUCAAUCACUUGUCAUAUGAUCGAUUUGAUCUAACAAGUUCUCAAAUGGUGUUGGUCAUAAAGCUGACUUCAUUCUCCUUCAACAUUUAUGAUGGACGAAGGCCGAGUCACGAAUUGACCUCAGACCAAAAAUACAAGUCCAUCCCAGCUAUGCCUCCGAUUCUUGAAUUCCUUGGAUAUGUUUACUUUUUCGGUGGUGUUUUGAUCGGUCCGGCAUUCGAAUUCAUGGAAUAUCGACGAUUUGUCAACAUGGAAAUAUUUCGAGUCGACAAGAUCGAUGCUAAUAACCCAAGAGGACAGAUUCACAAAGAAGAUAAAAAACCUGUUCAAGAAGGAGAUGACGAAAAAUUUUCAAAGCCCCCUAAGUAUCAUAUUCCUGACAGUUCCUCUCCUGCCAUGGCCAAAUUGUUGUCCGGAUUGUUUUGGAUCUUGUGCCUGAUCUCAUUUGGCAAUAAAUAUUCGUAUGAUUGGACUCUGAGCGAAGAGUAUAGAUCGAUCUCAUUUUUCAAUCGGUAA
Molecule: messenger RNA, 789 nt
Organism: Acaulospora colombiana
Lineage: Eukaryota; Fungi; Glomeromycota; Glomeromycetes; Diversisporales; Acaulosporaceae
Source: the annotation of a GenBank genome assembly